This is a messenger RNA of Sorex araneus (European shrew), 1123 nucleotides long. RefSeq names its product dCTP pyrophosphatase 1 (gene DCTPP1). Gene Ontology annotation, biological process: nucleoside triphosphate catabolic process. NCBI's taxonomy places the organism in Eukaryota, Metazoa, Chordata, Mammalia, Eulipotyphla, Soricidae. The record is from RefSeq and is a predicted model, not a curated record. Gene Ontology annotation, molecular function: nucleoside triphosphate diphosphatase activity. The transcript is spliced from 3 exons. Bases 67 to 561 code for a protein of 164 amino acids.
GGCGGAGGCGGGCUCCGAGCUUGGCGCCGCGUCCUCUGCGGUCCCUGCUGCGGCGUGGUGGGCGGCAUGUCUGCCUCGGGAGGGAAGGCGUGUGGGGACACGGGGCAAGAGAGCGGCACUGCUGCGGCCGGUUCUUUCAGCUUCAGCCCGGAGCCCACGCUCGAGGACAUCCGUCGCCUCCAUGCUGAAUUUACUGCUGAACGAGACUGGGAACAGUUCCAACAGCCUCGGAACCUUCUCCUGGCCCUGGUGGGGGAAGUGGGGGAGCUGGCAGAGCUUUUUCAGUGGAAGCCUGAUGAGGAGCCAGGCCCCCAAGCUUGGCCCCCCCGGGAUCGGGCAGCCCUUCAAGAGGAACUUAGUGACGUCCUCAUUUACCUGGUGGCACUAGCAGCCCGCUGCCGUGUGGAUCUGCCCCAGGCAGUGCUCGCCAAGAUGGACAUCAACCGGCGCCACUACCCAGUGCAUCUGUCCCGAGGCUCCGCCCGCAAGUACACGGACUUGCCCCUUGAGGCCACAUCUGAAGACCAGACCGUGGGGCCUGCACACCAGUCGUCAACCUAGAACAUGGGCACGGACCCUCUGAUUAAGCAUGGCACCCAAGGAGCGGAGGGUACCUGGCCAUGGAACUUCCUUCUAGUCCUUUCUUUCUUAAUAGAUUGGGGGGCCCCAACCUUUCUGAGAUCCCAACACUUUCCAGAAGUCAAUAAACCUUUUUCUCAGUAGAAGUUGUAGUUAACAACUUCUAGAUUCUUCAGAGUUGGGGGUCGGGAGGCAGGGGAGACUCAGAAGUUGCUCAAGAGGAGCCAGCGAUGCCUCUGAGCCCUGAUUCCUGUGUUCCUGUUGGUGGUACCUCCCUCCUGUAGAACAGAGAAACCCGACUGCUAGCGAUUUCUAGCAAUUUCCCUCUAAGGUUUCACACAGUUUCCUCCCCUGUUCUUAGCCUCAAAAGAAGCUCAAGGACUACAUGCUGUGUUGGUUAAGAACUCAGAUUCCGGGGCCAGGGCAUGGAUUGAAGAGCUAGAGCACUUGCUUUGCAUGUGGGAGUCCCAAACACCACCAGCUGUGCUCCCAACACCCACCCCAAAAAUCUAAAUUUGAGAUCCAGGAUUGUUUAGGAGCAUUU